CAUAGUAAAUCCUGCUUCAUUAGCAAACACGUCGUCUUUUGUUCCUACUUUACUUCUAAUUAUAUAUUUUAACAAAUGUUGGAGUUAAUUGAGCGACACAAACCGUUUAUUACGAAACAAUAACCAAUUUUAACAAUCACAUACUUUUAUCUUCGUCGGCAAUAAUAUUUGUUACUUCAUUUCUAUGACACAUGGCGAGAUGCCCGAUGAAGAUGCUUUUUGCAGUACUCAGUUGUGCUGCGAGGAUGACAACUUUACUGUCGGGCGCGCGCCUAUCGACGUUGACGACGUUGACGACAUUACUCGGAGCCAGGCAUUGUCCUUGAUAUGGACCGCUUACGGCGUCGUAGUCCCGAUCAUAUUGGCCGUCGGCGUUUUCGGCAAUGCGGCGAUCCUUGUCGUGCUGUCCGGCCCAAUGUUUCGCGGUAUCGCGUACUUGUACCUCAACGGACUCGCGCUGGCGCACAUCGGCGUCAUCCUGUCUUGGAUAACAAUCACGCUGAGAUUGGGCUACGGCAUGAGCAACAAUUACCCAUCAGCUUUCUACCAUGCUCACGUUGAACUCGUUGUUCUGAACGCCUUCUCGGCCGCCAGUGUUUUCAUCAUGGUCUGCUUAAUUGUGGAUCGAUACAUUUUUGUAUUCUUCCCGUCGCGCAUUCGCACCGGAAACGUGCGCAAGAACGUCAAUUCCUUCGUACUGUCUUCUUUCAUUGCCGGUUUCAUGAUUAGUGGUCCGCUGUCGGUUAUGAGAAUCGUUUAUGCGGAGCAAGAUGGAUCCGGCGGUUCUUUUACAUUACGCGAAAACAUGUUCGUUACGCAAAGUACGAUGUGGAGAGCGUAUAUUUGGAUAAUGGAGAUCAUAGUGCGAAUUUGCCCGUCGAUCAUAUUUAUCGUACUGAAUAGUCUGGUCAUUAAGAGAUUUCUACAGCUGAAUGUGCAAAGCCGACAAUUCCACACCGUUACAGACAAAUUUCGGACCAACAACGCGCCCGAUACGUCGUUAUUGUCUCGCAAUCGAGGAUACAAAGAGGAGCAACACUUGGCGAUAUUGACGACAACGAUGAUUCUAUGCUUUUUCGUAACGGCAAUCCCGCCAAGUCUCACCCCGAUACUGUAUACCGAUCGUCGCCCGUUGGACCUCGAUUACCAAACGUUUCGAGUUUAUUCGGCGAUCGUCGAGCUCAGCAAUUAUGCCAUUUAUAUUCUUAUAUAUCUUGUCUGCAGUACGGAAUUUCGAAGGGAGUUGCUGCGAAUUCUACAAGGAAAAUGUAAUGAAAAUACGGGGCAGGACGUUGAUCAGCCGAUAGGCGAGAUCGAGGACUACAGCCGGCACGGCACUACUGUUCGACUCACACCGGAACAUACCAAAUUAAAUUCCCCCGAGUCGCCGACCAAAGAAACAAAAUUGGAGGAAGACGCGCAGCCGUCAGAGGCUACCUCUUUUAUGUUAGAACACCGUGUCGUCGCAUAAUUAUACGUUUGGCGCAUUAGGAUAAAAGGCAAUCGGUUUAUAUUUGUUCUAUAUAUGUAUCAUAUUGUAUUUGUAUUUGUUAUACCGUUGUAAAUUUCUGACGCGUCCGUAAUGGAACUCUAGCUGUGUACAAUUAUAAUGCAGGCUUUGAAUUAAUGUACAAAAUCGUUUAAUCGUUUCAAGUAUUAUAUAAUUCUGUAUUAUACCAAUAUGUGUAUAUCAAUUUCUGUAUUAUUAUAUAUAUAAUAUAUACCGCUAAUUUGGAUUAAUUA
Molecule: messenger RNA, 1743 nt
Organism: Temnothorax curvispinosus
Lineage: Eukaryota; Metazoa; Arthropoda; Insecta; Hymenoptera; Formicidae
Product: probable G-protein coupled receptor B0563.6
Exons: 5
Coding region: 185-1471 (428 amino acids)
Biological process (GO): G protein-coupled receptor signaling pathway
Cellular component (GO): membrane
Molecular function (GO): G protein-coupled receptor activity
Source: RefSeq, a predicted model, not a curated record